AUGAUGACGCUGGUGAGAAGUGGAAUGCUGAGGUUCUUCUCACCUUCUCUCUCUCACCCUCACACCUUCUCAUUCUCUUCUUCUUCCCUCUCCAUUCCCAACCCACCAACACCCUCUCUCCCAAACCCUCUUUCCCGUUCAAUUUCAACCCACGCUUCCUUCCAAACGCAGCUUUUCAUCCCUCCGGGCAUUCAACCAGACGAGGUUGACGACUCCGCUGUCCUACCGGGCUCCAACAUCGCUGUCGGACCCUACGCCGGAGACUCCCGGAUUAAGGAGGUGGAGUUCGUCAAAAGCAGCAGUCGCGCCAAGGAUUGCCCCAGAGAUGACCGACCCGAAUUCGCCGUUCUCGGUCGAUCCAACGUCGGCAAGUCCUCCCUUAUCAACUCCCUCGUUCGCAAGAGAGAAAUUGCUCUCACUUCUAAAAAACCAGGGAAGACGCAGCUCAUUAAUCACUUCUUGGUGAACAAAAGCUGGUACCUUGUCGACUUGCCUGGUUAUGGCUUUGCUAAAGCAUCUGAAACUGCUAAAACGGAUUGGUCCUCGUUCACAAAAGGGUACUUUUUGAACAGAAAUACUCUGGUGGCUGUCUUGCUUCUUAUUGAUGCAAGUGUUCCACCUCAAAAGAUUGACUUGGAUUGUGCAAAUUGGCUUGGACGCAAUAAUAUACCAAUCACUUUUGUGUUCACAAAAUGUGACAAGAUGAAAGUGGCAAAGGGGAAACGGCCUGACGAGAACAUAAGAGAUUUUCAAGAGUUAAUCAAACAAAACUAUAAGCAACAUCCCCCAUGGAUUAUGACCAGCAGUGUCACUGGACUGGGCAGAGAUGAGCUCCUCUUGCAUAUUUCUCAGCUAAGAAACUACUGGGAUCAGUAG
Molecule: messenger RNA, 876 nt
Organism: Sphenostylis stenocarpa
Lineage: Eukaryota; Viridiplantae; Streptophyta; Magnoliopsida; Fabales; Fabaceae
Source: the annotation of a GenBank genome assembly